Anopheles bellator is the source of this 1053-nucleotide messenger RNA. RefSeq lists its product as uncharacterized. The transcript has 3 exons. The coding region runs from base 1 to 996 and encodes 331 amino acids. The record is from RefSeq and is a predicted model, not a curated record. NCBI's taxonomy places the organism in Eukaryota, Metazoa, Arthropoda, Insecta, Diptera, Culicidae.
AUGAACAAAGUGCCCAUUAUCCGAGGCGAAGUGCCUGAUUUACAAUUUUUCGAGGAUUUCGUGUCCCAAAACACGGUAAACGCACGGACGAUCAAAUGUUCGCCGCCGGGCAUCGAGUUGGAACGGUUUGCCGCCGUGUGUAGCUUUGAAGGGGCGCCUUUCAGUGUGCGGCAAUUCAUAGCCUCUUUCGUGUCGGAUAUUGGCAACGGGAACUCCAGUGUUGCACAAAAGCACGUAGCUAUCGACAGCAUUCUUAAGGUCGUGCAUGAAAAUAUAAAAUUUUUCGAAACUCUGGAGCACUAUGUGUGGCUAGCGAGACUUACCGUUGCAGCGGAGCUGUUGCUUAAUAUUCCACAACGUACUGACGCCGCCCGGAAGCGCUUAUGCAAGGCCCUGGAAUCCAUGCGACUGGAUGCUUUCAAUCAUUCUCCGGCCUGCGUUCAUCACGUGGCCAAAGCACUGGUUGAAGACAUUCCACUCGAUUCCGGGCUAAAUCUGUUGCACGCAAUUAAAAAGCUAGCCAUAUACGACUCCCAGCUACUGUACUACGUGGCAGUGGCACUGCUGUUCGCCGGAUUAGACGUGACCAUGAAACCCAAAACAGCCCGGCUCGAUUCGUACGGUGUGCGGGAUGUGAACGAACUUCUGAGCUACCUAAAUGAGUUUAACCUACUCAAUAUUCAGGAGCGGCAUGAUGAUUUACAAAAUAUUUACAACACUCUGAAGCUGUUCAGUUUGUACGAAAAUAUGAUCCUAUUGCGAGAGUACAAUGAGCAGGACAAAGAGCUGGAGCGUGAGCAUAAAAUCUACGCUGACUGUUUCCGGGUCAACGUAAAACAGCGGAACACAUUCCGUCAUUGGCUCGACAGAUCCCGCUCAAUGGUUCACGUGUUUGGAAACGAUCGGUUCGAUGUGAAUUAUUUAUUGCUGUCCGAUGUCAUUGAAAACGAAAUGCGUCCCCUGUUCGAUGAUUUCUGUGUGCCGGAGGAACUAUGAUGUGGAAACACUGCUACAACUGCCCCAAUAUUCUGAACUGUGUGAAUAAAACAUUCG